UAGUUAACCCCGCCGACCAGUCCCCACGUCCUUUUCCGCUCUUCCCCCACCUCUUCCCAUUCUGUCCUCCCUCACCACCAAACCCCCCCUCUCUCACUUUCUUAUAAAACCCUAACUCCCUCUCCCCAACCUUUUUUUCUUGUUUCUCCCUCUCCGUUUUUUUCCAAUUUUUUUUCUUUUUCUUUUUACCGUUUCAUUCUUUCCUUAGUUUCCGAUCGGAUUCUUCCGUAUAUUUUUUACCAAUCGGAAGAAGAAGGUUCGAUUCUACUCCAGAUCCUUCACCGAAGAUCUGAAUUCUCUAUUUUAUCUUUCCUACUUAUCUCUCCGAUCGUUUUUUGUUCGAUUUCUCUUCGCUGUGUUUCGGAGAUUGGAUUUUUCUUUUUUUCUUUUUGGUACUAAAUUAUGAAAGCCGCGGUUGUAGAAGCCGUCGUUGACAGGGUUGAAGAUGGUGAUAAGGAGAAGAAGAAGCGGCGCCCCCGCAAUCGGCGACCUAAGCAAAACCCCUCCACAUCAGUAUCAUGUAGUUCAGUUAAUGAGUUGCAUGGUGAAGUGUCACCUGAGUGCUUAGGAAAUGGAACAAUGGCAAAUCAUGUAACCACAUCCUUGAAGCAACGCCACUUGGACAUGAAUCCUCCAUAUGAGCAGGAAUUGACUAAAGCAUCUAACUUGGCUUUCAGUUCUUUGCCAACAAUGCACAUUGUUGAAUCCCUUGAUGUGCAAAGUCCCGAAAAUCAACGUUUGCUCCCAUCUGAUUUUGGUGGAAAGAUGUCUGCAAAAUCUUGUCCUGAACCAGCUGCCUGUGGAGCGUCACCUGGAAUCCUUACAAACAAGGGUUCCCCUCCUCAGCAUUUUGAGGGCUUUUCUCAAAGAAAGUAUUUUCCUCCACACUGGUCCAUGGAGGAUGUUAAUGACGCUCUUGAGAAAGGUGAUGCUUUUAAAGCUCUGUUUCGCGUCAACGCACACAACAGAAUUGAGGCCUAUUGCAAAAUUGAUGGAGUGCCUACAGAUGUUCUCAUUGGUGGACUAGCUGAGCAGAAUAGAGCUGUUGAAGGAGACAUUGUUGCGAUUAAGAUGGAUCCAUUACCAUUAUGGACCAGGAUGAAAGGAUCUGCUGGCGCUUGUAAGAGUUCUGCACCAGUUGAGGAUCUUAACUUAAAUCUAGAAGAUACUGCAGUUGGUUGUAACUGCAAAGGUAAAGUCAAGGUAGAUGAGGAUUGUGAGUAUGAUAGUCGCACAAGUUAUCUGCUUCCUGAGAGGGGAUCAUGUUCUGAGGAAAGCACGUAUUUGCGUGACUCUACUCAUUCAGAGCCAAUCGGACAAUCUUGUUGUGAUCAUGCUGCUGGAAAGUACCAAUUGGCUUCAGAUUCUUCCCAAGCAGGUUCUUCUAGUGAGCAGAAUGUAGUUAAAACUCCAGUCGAGAGGAUGUGUGCCAUCAUCAGUUCAUUCCCUUCAAAACGACCAACUGGAAGGGUUGUUGCUAUCAUUGAGAGGUCUAAACGUCGAGAUGCUGUCAUAGGUUUUCUAAACGUUAAGAAGUGGAUUUCUUACAGGGAAUUUUGCAGAAAAGACAUGAAAAAGAACAAAAGUUUGUCAUACUCUGACCAUGAGUACAUCCAGAUGACACCGACUGACCCAAGGUUUCCAAAAAUGGUGGUCCUUGUGAGAAAUCUGCCCGAUGCAAUCAAGAAAAGAUUGGAGAAUGGUGAUGAAACAAUUGAAAAGGAGUUGUUUUCUGCACGAGUUGAUGAAUGGGGUGAAGAAAGUCUUGCUCCACAAGCCUUAAUAUUACGUGCUUUUGGACAUGGAACUGAAGUACAGCCUCACAUUGAAGCAAUCUUAUUUGAAAAUGCGAUUAAUUCAUCUGAAUUUUCCCCAGAAUCACUUUCUUGUCUUCCUCGUCUCCCAUGGGAGGUGCCUCGGGAGGAAUUUCAAACUAGAAAGGAUCUUCGAAAUUUGUGCAUAUUCACCAUUGAUCCUUCCACUGCCACCGAUCUGGAUGAUGCUCUCUCUGUUGAGAAUUUUUCCAACGGUAUUUCCAGAGUUGGUAUCCACAUUACUGAUGCGUCAUAUUUUGUGUUACCCGACACACCCUUAGAUGAAGAAGCUCAAUCUAGAUCAACAAGUGUGUAUAUGACACAUCGCAAAAUUCCUAUGUUACCCUCUUUGCUUUCAGAGAAUAUCGGUUCGCUUAAUCCAGGAGCAGAGAGACUUUCGUUUUCAAUUUUCUUGGACCUCAAUAAUGCUGGGGAUGUUGUUGAUCGAUGGAUUGGCCGGACUGUGAUAAGAUCAUGUUGCAAGCUUUCUUAUGAGCAUGCUCAGGAUAUUAUUGAUGGCAAAUUUAACUCUGAAAGUUUUGACACUUUCAAAGACAGUUGUCCUCAGAUACAUGGCCAAUUUGAAUGGUCGGAUGUAAUUAGAUCUGUUAAGAACCUCUCUGAAGUUUCCAAAACUUUGAAGGAGAGGAGGUUUAGUGAUGGUGCCCUUCAGCUUGAUAACUCCAAAGUUGUUAUUCUGUUUGAUGAAUAUGGAGAUCCAUAUGAUAGUUUGUUUUCCGAAAGGAAGGAAUCAAAUUCUCUUGUGGAGGAGUUUAUGCUGUUAGCAAACAGAACAGCGGCUGAAGUCAUAUCUAGAGCUUUCCCUAACAGUGCACUACUGCGGAGGCACCCAGAGCCUAAUAUGCGCAAGCUUAAAGAAUUUGAAGCAUUUUGUUCCAAGCAUGGUUUAGAGUUGGAUACUUCUUCUUCUGGUCAUUUCCAUCAGUCACUGGAGAGAAUUAGGGAAAAGCUCAAGGAUGAUUCUGUUCUGUUUAAUAUUCUCAUGAAUUAUGCUACAAAACCUAUGCAGCUGGCUACUUACUUUUGUAGUGGAGAAUUGAAACACAAAGAAAAUGAUUGGGGUCACUACGGAUUGGCUGUUCCUCUGUAUACUCAUUUCACAUCACCACUACGGAGGUAUCCUGAUAUUGUAGUGCAUCGCACACUAGCUGCUGCUAUAGAGGCUGAGGAGUUAUAUUUGGAACAUCAGAGAUUGUUGAAUAACUUGAACAGGGGAGACAAAUUUAAGAUGAGGUGUUUCACUGGUGUUCAUUUUGAUAAGGAUGCUGCCGAAUCUAGGGAAAGUCAGGAAGCAUUAUUAGCUGCAGCAAUGAAGCAUAGAGUUCCCAAUACAGAGUUGCUUACUGAUGUUGCUGCUCAUUGCAAUGUUAGAAAGCUGGCCAGUAGACAUGUCAAGGAUGCUUGUGAUAAGCUCCACAUAUGGUCCCUGCUGAAGAAAAAGGAGAUUUUACUCUCAGAAGCAAGAGUAAUGGGUCUGGGACCUAGAUUCAUGUCCAUUUAUAUCCAAAAGCUUGCUGUUGAACGUCGAAUUAAUUAUGAUGAAGUUGAAGGCUUGAUGGUAGAGUGGCUAGAUGCUACAUCCACAUUGGUACUUUCUUUAGGUACUGAUAGGCGCACAUUCAGGAGAGGCAGUCCUGGUAAAUGGAGGGCGCUUGAAGAUGCGGCUUUGAUUGUUAGUCCUUAUGACCUCCAAGCUGAACCUAGUCCAGCUGGAAAGAGUUCAAAUGAGCCCAGCUCCAAUGGUUGCUCUUUGAAUAGUGAAGUUGAGCCCAUGGUUUUUCCUCUUACAGUGCGUCUUCUUUCAACAAUUCAUGUAGUACUUCAUGCAGUUGGUGGGGAUGAUGGACCUGUUGAUAUUGGGGCAAGGCUGUACAUGAGUUCAUACCUCUGCUAGAUAGUGGCUUUGAGUUGGUUGCCUGUUUCAGAAUGGUACUUAUGAAAUUGAAUGCUUACGGGAGCUGUCGAGGUGGCGUUUUGAAUGGGGUUGAUAUGCUUGCUGCAGUUGGAUGAAACUUGUGGACAGGGCUUUCUUAGGGCAAUGGACUAGUUCUGUUAUAGAUACAAAAUUAGUGUAUAGUCGGAAAAUAGAGUUUUAGAAGAAAAGAAAAAAAAUAAUAAAACGUCAUUUAUUUUCAGAUCUGCUGAUGCUCAAUGGGUUUGCUUGAUGCUGAAUCGUUUUGGUUGGAGAGGUGUAGAUAAGGGUGGGGGUGGUUGUGGCAUUGGCUUGUAGCAGCCGUUUUUGACAGUGCUGCUUUUGAUGCUGGAAUAGGCCCCUCUUUUUAUUGGCCGGUUUCCAUUCCAUCUGUGUUGAGCUUGGUCAAGAUGCGCCCAUGUCCGGCGCUAACGCCAGGUUUCUUAGCCAAUAUUUUGUGAUGUAAUUUUCUUGUGUUAUUCCUGGAUUGCAGCCCAAUAAUGUUUUUGGCUUUGGGUGGCCAGGAUUGGUGGUCGUGAUUUGGUAUCUUUGUUUCAGGUAUUAGGUAUGUGUUGGUCUGUCAUAAGUGACUAAAUGAGUGACUGGCUAGGUAUACCCCGGUUGAAUAACAGGAUAUUAUCUCUCUCUUCUGAUAAAUACGAAAUGAAACUUCCGGUGAA
Molecule: messenger RNA, 4427 nt
Organism: Rosa chinensis
Lineage: Eukaryota; Viridiplantae; Streptophyta; Magnoliopsida; Rosales; Rosaceae
Product: DIS3-like exonuclease 2
Exons: 7
Coding region: 403-3729 (1108 amino acids)
Cellular component (GO): P-body; exosome (RNase complex)
Molecular function (GO): RNA binding; 3'-5'-RNA exonuclease activity
Source: RefSeq, a predicted model, not a curated record